AUGGCUAUUCGCUACAAGGCUGCCACUGCGCUAUUCUCGCCACACAAGCUCGAACCGCUCGAGCCCGAGCUUGCGGGCAGCCUCAAGAAGCAGCAAGAUGACGAGACUCGCGAACUCGCUGGAGAUGAAGCUCAGACGGAGCAAAGCAAGAGAAGAGAGCCAGAGGAAGUGGUCCUGCGAUGGAGUCAGAGAUUCGAUACGUUUGAAGAGCUGGCUGGAGGCCAUGACCGACCAUUACGCCUUCGAAAGUACAUCCCAAGCGACAGAGGACUGUGCCAACCUGAUGAGCUCGGUCAUACAGAGUGGGGUUCGACUGGAUACGACUGA
Molecule: messenger RNA, 327 nt
Organism: Fulvia fulva
Lineage: Eukaryota; Fungi; Ascomycota; Dothideomycetes; Mycosphaerellales; Mycosphaerellaceae
Exons: 3
Coding region: 1-327 (108 amino acids)
Source: RefSeq, a predicted model, not a curated record